Messenger RNA from Cordyceps fumosorosea ARSEF 2679, 1137 nucleotides. RefSeq lists its product as hypothetical. Bases 1 to 1137 code for a protein of 378 amino acids. The transcript has 2 exons. Lineage: Eukaryota; Fungi; Ascomycota; Sordariomycetes; Hypocreales; Cordycipitaceae. The record is from RefSeq and is a predicted model, not a curated record.
AUGCCUGGAAGCUCGGAAUACUCCGAACUCUUUACCUCCCUUAAAGAUCUCCUAAGCAAGGAUGACGGGAAGAACAUCAUCAUCAUCGCCGUCGGCAGCGGUCGGUGCGUCGAAGAGCUAGAGCGCACCUGCGCGGAGCUCUUCAAAGAGUCCUGGCACCGAAAGCUCCGGUUUUGGAAGGGUCGUCCGCGGCCGCCGGUAUACUUUUGCACCCCCCGAAACCUCCCCUCCGCGCUGCACUCUGCCGAGUCCCUCUGCCGCGAGCGCCGCCGCCACCGCGAGCGCAGCGUCGCCGUCGUCGCCAGCCGCGCCGUCCGCUCGCUGGACCUGCGCGUCGGGCAGCAAGUCCGCUCCCUCGCCGUCCUCGGCGCCAAGCCGGCGCAGACCACCGCCGCACCACCGCCGUCCCCCACACUUGGCAGCCGCCAUCCCGCUUCGCGCAACUUGACGCUCCGCGAGUCGUCGAGCUUCUGCAACGUGCCGCUCGCCGAGUGGCGUCGCCGCCAGCCCUCCGGAUACAGCCUUCUCACCGGCCCGGGCGUGCUUGUCGAGGCCGGCACGGCCGCGGCCAAGCGCUGGUCCUCCACGCCGUCGUCGUCGGUGGCGUCGCCGCUGGCGUAUGGAGAGGAGGAGACGGGGGAGGAGAGGAGGCGCGGCGCGAUCAGGAAGCACCUGGAGGCGAUGGAGCGACGAGCGGCGAGCGGCAGGGGGCCGCGAGGGUGGAGGGCUCCCGCGGCGGCGAUCCUGGGCGUGCUCGCGGGGGGCGCUGCCAAGGGCGCAGUAGUAGCAGCAGCAACCGAUGCUGAUGGGCUCACGUUCCGCGACGACGACAAGGAGGAGGGGGGUGCGAUGGCGCCCGGCGGCGUCGGCAUGAAGGAGACGCUGGUGGCGGCCGGGUUCGGGCUCGCGGCGGGGACGACGGCGGCGGCGCUGCUCGUGUAUGUCGUCCCGUGGGAGGCCUUCUUCGGACACCUCCGCGGGCUGCUAGCUAGCUGGUGGGCGUGGAUCUGCGACCUGUUCUCGCGCCUGCAGGACGCGGUGCGGUCGUUUCGGGCGCGGGUGGAGGAGGUGCGCCGGGGAGGCCGGAAGGUGGUGAGGAUGAAACGAGGAGGUGCUCGGUCUUCUGGCUCACGGUAG